Purpureocillium takamizusanense is the source of this 1544-nucleotide messenger RNA. RefSeq lists its product as uncharacterized. The record is from RefSeq and is a predicted model, not a curated record. The transcript is spliced from 2 exons. Lineage: Eukaryota; Fungi; Ascomycota; Sordariomycetes; Hypocreales; Ophiocordycipitaceae. The coding region runs from base 828 to 1490 and encodes 220 amino acids.
CAACCCGCCGCCUCGACGCGUCACACGGCGAUUCGCAGCAGCAGCGACAACGAGGACGUCGUGUCGCGCAAUCGCAAAUUUGCACACCUGGUCUCCUGCUUGUCUAGUAGGUGUGCCUUUGCUUCAUUCCACAGCUUGAAGGUGGUGGGUGCACACCGCACAGACGAACAACAACCACCACCCCCUUCGGCAGCCUCAUUCGUCAUCAGCCUUUUGUCACCGUCACCAUCACCACCGUCGCGCUUUCUGCCAGACAACCCGUCUGCCUGCGUACGUACCCGCCAACGCCAUCCCAACCCAUCACAUCUGUCGCCCUUUCCCUCCACCCGGCAUUACACCAUGGGCGGCGGCGCCCCCUCGCCUGACGCCCUCACCAGGGACCAAUUCGACGCCCUCCUCGCGCAGUACCCUCCGCUCGUCGAAUCCAUAUCCAAGGCCAAGGGCUGUACGUCUGCCCGUCUACUUCUCACCACUCACCACUCACUUUCUCUCUUUCUCUCUCAUCCACUUACUCACUCAACCAUUCAUUCACUCGCUCGCUCAUCAACACACACACACUCACUCACUCCGCCUCCCCUCCUCCUCCUCCAACCCAACCACCAACCCCUUCAUCCCCGUCUUUCAAUUCCUCUUCUUGUUCCCCCACUCCUCCCUCAACCAAAGAGCCAAACAACCCGCACUCAUAGAUUCUGACACGCACCCCAACAGCCAAGCCCGGCCAAAAAACCCUCCAGCAACUCGACCGCUUCCGCUAUGUCGACGCGCCCGCGGCCUUCAGUAUCGCCACUAACAAUGAAGACGGCUCCGACGACCCCCCUCGGUCCUCCAUGACCCUCGACGACGUCAAGCUCCUCGUCGAGUGGAAGCUCCGCCACGGCAAGUUUCGCCCGACGCUCAUGUCCCUCGUCUCCUCCAACCCCGCGCCCCUCGUCUCCUCCACCAUCUCCUCCGCUCUGUCCGCCUACCGCUCCUCCUCAUCUGCCUCACCCUCACCCGCCGGCACUUCCUCCGACCCGUCAUCAGCCGCAGCUGCAGCAGCAUCGGCCGCCCUCGACGCCCUCUGCAAGCUCCGCGGCAUCGGCCCCGCCACUGCCUCCCUCCUCCUCUCCGUGCACGACCCGCGCCGCGCGCCCUUCUUCUCCGACGAGGCCUUCCUCUGGCUCUGCGCGGCCGGCAACCCCCGCGCCCCCAUCAAGUACUCGGCCAAGGAGUACCGCGGCCUAGCCGAGAGGGCCGCCGAGGUGGCCACGCGCCUGGGCGUCUCGGCCCUCGACCUCGAGAAGGUGGCUUACGUCGUGAUGAAGCGGUCCGACAGCAGCGGCGCGGGCCCCAAGGAGCCAGCAUCCAAGAAGACGGUUACGAAAGUGGACACCAAAGUAGAGAAACCGGCGCCCAAGCGCAAGACGGAAGCAAAAGGGGUCGGCAUAAACAAGGACGCGUCUACAACGGCAGCUUCCGGCGUGCGCCGGUCUAAACGUUUAAAGUCAUAAAAGGUUGUUUUUUGUAUGUCUCUUCUCGCAUGCGAGGUGCUCCCCAUAUCGUAG